Molecule: messenger RNA, 1252 nt
Organism: Mustela erminea (ermine)
Lineage: Eukaryota; Metazoa; Chordata; Mammalia; Carnivora; Mustelidae
Gene: AIP
Product: aryl hydrocarbon receptor interacting protein
Exons: 6
Coding region: 144-1136 (330 amino acids)
Molecular function (GO): peptidyl-prolyl cis-trans isomerase activity; protein binding
Source: RefSeq, a predicted model, not a curated record
ACGUUUCGUCCCUUUUUGGCGUCUGCCCUCAGCCAAAAUGGCGCCAUCUCGGAAGUUGCCGAAGCGCUAGAAGUUGCCGAAGCAGGUCCGGAAGCUGCCGAAGGAGUCCGGAAGUUACCGAAAGAGAGCAGCGGGGAAGAAGGAUGGCGGAUAUCAUCGCAAGACUCCGGGAGGACGGGAUCCAAAAGCGUGUGAUACAGGAGGGCCGAGGAGAGCUCCCCGACUUUCAGGAUGGAACCAAGGCCACGUUCCACUACCGGACUCUGCACAGCGACAAGGAGGGCACCGUGCUGGACGACAGCCGGGUGCGUGGCAAGCCCAUGGAGCUCAUCAUUGGUAAGAAGUUCAAGCUGCCUGUGUGGGAGACCAUCGUGUGCACCAUGCGUGAGGGGGAGAUCGCCCAGUUCUGCUGUGAUGUCAAGCACGUGGUCCUGUACCCGCUGGUGGCCAAGAGUUUGCGCAACAUCGCGGCAGGCAAGGACCCCCUGGAGGGCCAGCGACACUGCUGUGGCAUCGCCCAGAUGCACGAGCACAACUCCCUGGGCCACGCCGACCUGGACGCCCUGCAGCAGAACCCCCAGCCUCUCAUCUUCGACAUUGAGAUGCUCAAGGUGGAGAGCCCCGGCACGUACCAGCAGGACCCCUGGGCCAUGACGGAUGAGGAGAAGGUGAAGGCGGUGCCGCGCAUCCACCAGGAGGGCAACAAGCUGUACCGGGAGGGCCACGUGCAGGCGGCCGCUGCCAAGUACUACGACGCCAUCGCCUGCCUCAAGAACCUGCAGAUGAAGGAGCAGCCUGGAUCCCCUGACUGGAUCCAGCUGGACCAGCAGAUCACCCCGCUGCUCCUCAACUACUGUCAGUGCAAGCUGGUGGCCCAGGAGUACUACGAGGUGCUGGACCACUGCUCGUCCAUCCUCAACAAGUACGACGACAACGUCAAGGCCUACUUCAAGAGGGGCAAGGCGCACGCGGCCGUGUGGAACGCCCAGGAGGCCCAGGCUGACUUUGCCAAGGUGCUGGAGCUGGACCCCGCCCUGGCGCCCAUCGUGGGCCGGGAGCUGCGGGCCCUGGAGGCACGGAUCCGGCAGAAGGACGAAGAGGACAAGGCUCGCUUCCGGGGCAUUUUCUCCCACUGAUAGGGCCUGGCCGGCCCUGCCUGGCCUGCCUGCCCCGCUGCUGCUGCCACUGACGCCCCUGCCCCCGCUGCGUCCCGCUUCCCUGUAUAUAAAGGCCGUAUUUAUCUCUUCCUGGA